Molecule: messenger RNA, 4241 nt
Organism: Diorhabda sublineata
Lineage: Eukaryota; Metazoa; Arthropoda; Insecta; Coleoptera; Chrysomelidae
Product: 40-kDa huntingtin-associated protein-like
Exons: 5
Coding region: 1759-2679 (306 amino acids)
Biological process (GO): vesicle cytoskeletal trafficking
Cellular component (GO): early endosome
Source: RefSeq, a predicted model, not a curated record
AUAUUGCGCUAUGCGCAAAUACCUACAAAAAUACUUUGAAUCAAAAUUGAUAAUUUACUAAAAAAAUGAAUUGUAAUCAUAAAAAAUUCGAAUUAAAAACAUUCAGUCAUAUUCAAGAUUCAUAUUAUGUUUGUUUAUACCUGAAAAAAUGUUUGUUUUACAAAUAGCCAAUCGAAUAACGAGAAGUACAAAUAUGCUCUGAAACAUUCAGGAAUAAGUAACAAAAGUCAUUAAGUACAUAUCAUGAUAUAUAUAAAAAAUUUAAAGCAUAACAAACAAAUUUGGAAAAAUAAGUCAUUAAUCCCAGAAUUUUUAAAGACAAAUAAUUCAAUACUAAUCAAAAAUAAAACGAGGCCAAUAAAUGAGCGUACGGGACCAAUUGAAAAGGAAGAAUGAUAUCAAAAAGGAAGCACAAAAUCAAUUGAACGGGAAGAACCUAAUCAAUCAAGCUAAGUCACUUGGAAGCAAAUAACACAAACUAAAUAUAAGUGAAAAGCACGAUUAAGGAAAAAAAGUACAAAACUAAUAUUAGACAAGACAAACUUUACAAAAAAAAAGUUAUAAUAAUUGAAUAAGGUAAGAGAAUUCAAUUAUAAAGAAAUAUAAAUUCUGUGGAAAAUAAGGAUAAAGACCUAUAGACUUCAACAUUAGCAAUUAGUACCACAGCUCUUUUAUUCUCAAAGUAAUAUUCACCUGCAUUCUUUACACUGACAAAGAAGUUCAAUAUGCUUUGUCUUUUAUAAGUGAAAUGAAUCAGGUUCUUGUUAUAUUUUAUUUUUCAAUCCAUCAAUUUUAGACCCAACAAUUACCAACUUUCUGUAUCAGUGAAGGUACUUAAAAAUUGGGUUUCUUCAUGAUCAAUCAAAUCUAGAAGUACAAAUAUAUCUAUAUUUUCAAUUUCAGUAACGUCUUCACCAGAAAUCAAACUCUUUGUUUUUGAGUUCUGAUGUGUUUGUGCUAAAUGCUUUGAUCCAUAUAUUGAAUCCUGUGAUCCCCAUUCCUCAAAAGCUUCUUCUCCAUCAAAGAAUAUUAAUUUUAAAUUUAAAUCAUUUGACUGAAUUGAUUUCAAUUCUUUAUCCAUGACUUUUAUCAGAUUCAAUAUCAUAGCACAUACAAAACAACAAUUAUAUAUAUUAUAUUAUCAGGAAAUCUAAUACCUAAUAUGCAAAAAUGAUAGAACUGUUUUCCUAUGGUUUCAAGCUACCUUUAGAAAACAAUCCCCAAACAUAGAUAACCUCUAUGACCUUUAAAUCUAUAUUCUACAAACUUUUGGGGUUUUAGGAAAAUAUAAAUGAGUUAACCCCCAGAUCAAUCGUCAACUCUAUUAUGAUCUAAACGUUCGGAAAGUAAUCUGAAUCACAAAUUCACUGUUGUUCGGGAACUGCACGAUCUUCGUCAUAGAUCAACCGUAAGACCGUGACCCAGGAUCCUAUGGAUGGUUAUAUGAGUUAUGGCUACUACUACCUUAUGUUUGGAUUAAAUAUAUUUAUUUUCAUUGCCACUUUAUGAUCUAUAAAAUUGUUUAUUCUAUCAUCUCUAAUAAAAACUAGAAAAUAAAAAAAAUUCUAAUAAUUCUUUGAAUUUAUUGAAAUUAUGCUUGAUUUUUAUAAGCUACAGAGAGGCGAGCAGUAGUCAUAUCCAAGGUGGAAAAAGUAAAUAUAAAAAUAGUUGAGGUUAAAUAUGUGUUUUUAUGUACGUCUUAGCUUCAAGAAAUCAUAAGUAAAUAAAUCAUUUAAACAUAAAUUUAAAUUAACGAUUAUGGAUUUAGAUUUUGCUAACAACGAUGUGUUGGACCAGUAUAUAACAAUAUCAAAUAAAUUGAAAAAACGAUUUCUUAAAAAACCAAAUGUUGCAGAAGCUUGCGAAUCUUUUAUUGGCUUAGCUAAACGGUGUGAAACUUUGGAGUUACCUGUGUAUGCAGGCUUGAGUUGGAUAGCUGCAGCCAGAUGUGAAGGAUCUUUAUGUAAUAACACUGGUGAAACAACAUGUUUGACUCAAUCCGCUCGUCAGUUAUUAAAAGCUGAAGAUAGUGAUAGACAAAUCAUUUGUGAAACAUUGUUUGGUGAAAACUUACAAGCUGGUUUAAGCUGUUAUGCUCAUGCUGCAAGUAGAUUUGGAGAGAAAAGUAUUUUUCCUUUGUGUAUAGAUUUAGAAAUUGUUGACUUUCUGAAAAGAAUUGAUAAAAUAGAAUAUAUUGAGAGUUAUCUGAAAGAUGCUAUUGAACUAAGUAAAAGUCAUAGUUAUUCAAAUAUUCAUUGCUUAGAACUGAUAGCUUCUCAUUUUAUAAAAGUUGGUGAUUAUUUGGCAGCACUGGAAACAUUCUUUGAAAUCUCUAAAUUAAUCGAAAAUUCUUUAGUGAGUGGUUCCAAAUCGGAUAAAUUAUUGACAUGUGAAAUAAACUGUGUUUUCUUAUUGCUAAUUCUUCGACCAAGUCCACAAAAAUUGACACCGAACUUAACUAAAAUCUUGGAGAAAUAUACUUGGGAUGAUUUCAAUGAUGGAAGUCUAACAGCUUGCAGGAUGUCCGAAAGUAUGUUCUACCUUCUUAGAUCACUAGUAACAGUUUGCCAGUCAUUGGAUAGGAGUAAUUUAAUAGAUUUGGAAACAGAUUUUUGGAAAGUCUUAUCAAAAGAACAAAAGGAACUCUUGAGGAUCUUGUUGAAAAUAUAUGAUGUAUGAAUGUGUAUUUAUUUGACUUGUAAAUUGAAUGCAUCAUACAAAGUCUAAGUUGGGACCAACAAAUGAAAUGAAAAUUUGAAAAAAUUGACAAAUUCUUUAUUAAAAGAAAUAUACAAAUUUCAAUUUUACAAAUUAUAAAAAAAUGUACCACACAACACUAUAAACGUAUGAAUUUUAAUGUUGACUGCAAAAAUAUUUUCACGUUUCUAAUAAAACUGUUUUAAAAAUCCAAUAAAUUUCAAUUAAAUUUUCAUGUUGAUAUGUGUACACACUAUGUUAUUAUUAGUUUCAAAUGUACACUCCCCAGCAAAAAUGAAAAUUAAAUGGAUCCACAUAUAAAAAUUAAAUUGCGAAAUUAGUUCUGCAAUAACAGAAAUAAAGAGAAGACACAUUCAUGAAAUAUGGUAAAGAUUUUUUGUACUGAUCAGAUUUUGAGUGCGUUCAUAAAUAUAGUAAAGUGACUCUUAUUUACGAUCAAUAUUAUAUCUUAAAUUAUGUGCAACCAAAGGAAUUCAUAUUGCUCACAAUUUAUAUUUCAACUUACCUUAAGUUGUACUCUAACCUAUUUAAAGUUUAUGAAGGUUUUGGUAAUAACGUACAUUAUACAAAUAAAAAAAAUUUUGAUAGAAAUAAAAUAUUUUUUGUGGUUAUUGCUUAGAAAAGUUGCAAUUUUCAUAGUUUUUUUUUUAAAUUGUGUAGGACAGAGAUGAUUGAUAUUACAGUACUCUAUUAUGUAUCAGUAGAGCAACCUAUCAAAAUUAUCACAUUUUAAACAAACUAUUUUCCGUAAAAAUUUGAAUAAGUUACAUUUUACUCGCACCAAUUAAAUGAGAAAACAGGGAAAACUACUAUGAUGAAAUAGAAUAUUUCUUUUGUUCAAAUUAUACAAUUAAAUAUUUAAAUCCCUUUUAAAAGCAAUAAAGUUAUUUUUAUACUUUUUUCAAAUCAUCUUCUGUGAUAUAACACAAACGAAAAGCGACACUUACAAACAAUUUAUAUUAAAAAUUUGACAGUAGAAAACUUUUGUUGGUGGUACUCUAUAAAAUAAAAAUAUAUUCAUUCCAUUCAACAAAAUAAUAUAAAAUUGUACAUUGAAAUAAUCUUAGUUUCAUAUUGAUAUAAUUUGGAGGUACAGAAUAUCUGGAGUCUGGAAUCUUCAAGAGUGUACCUAAUAUAAAUCAUGAAAAUUAAUUAUUAUAAUACUGAGCUAUUAUUAAUCAUAUUCAAUUUUUUUUUAUUUUUAUAUAUAAAAUAAUAUUAACCUACGAUGUUAUGGUAGUUUUUAUGUUUGCUAUUCUUAAUUUCGAAUGGUUUUGCGGGUUGAGGACUCAAAAUAAAACUGUCGGAGGAAUUUUUUAUAAUGCCAACGUUUCUAUAUUUUAUUUGAUCUUUGUCAAGACUAAAAAUAUAUGGUACAUUAUAACUCAAACGUUGAUGAAGAUAAACAAAUAAUAAAAAUUGUGAAUUAGAUUAAUUAGAUAUGAUUAGAAGUAAAAUAAUAAUCAGGUAAAUAACAAUAAAAAAAUCUAUAUAUUAAAUAUAAAUAAAUAUAUAUUUUUAGC